This is a messenger RNA of Hyphopichia burtonii NRRL Y-1933, 3405 nucleotides long. It is a transcript of the gene SEC8, whose product is annotated as exocyst subunit. Lineage: Eukaryota; Fungi; Ascomycota; Pichiomycetes; Serinales; Debaryomycetaceae. The transcript is spliced from 2 exons. Bases 1 to 3405 code for a protein of 1134 amino acids. Gene Ontology annotation, cellular component: exocyst. Gene Ontology annotation, biological process: Golgi to plasma membrane transport; exocytosis. The record is from RefSeq and is a predicted model, not a curated record.
AUGAUUCUGGUAUUGAUACUAAGUAGAAGGUCCACAAGUAUAAAUUACGAAACCCAUAAGUCACCGAAUGAUCAUAGGAGACAGAAGGAGUCGAUCACUGAAUUGAAGCAUGUGUACACUAGUAUCAAGUACGACUGGCCUCAGGUUUUAGAUGGAAACACCAGUCCGAUAGAAAUGGCUAUUUCACUUCUUGAUGAUACUUCGGUUGGGUUGGCACACAGAAAGCAUGAGUUUGAAAGACUAUCUGAAGAGACAAGAGAAGCAUUGAGAAACGUUGUGAAUGAAAAUCAUGAAAUAUUUAAUAAUAGUAUCGGAUCAUAUCAUGUAUUGUUAAGUACAUUGGAUGAUUCGAAAAAUGAUUCUGCACAAAUCAAAGAGAUGUUGGAAUCAUCAACGAGAGAUAUCCAGGAUAGAUCGGAUGUAUUGAAUGACUUGGAUCAAACUUCAAUGAGAUAUGCUGAAAUGAUUGAAAUAUUGGAUGCUAUGGAAGAAUUGAACUCAAUUCCUCAAAAAAUUGAACAACUUAUAGUUGAUAAAAAAAUUCAUCAAAUUUAUGAUGUGAUUUCUAAUGGAUAUCAAUUAGCAGCAAAAUAUAAUUUGUGGUCUAUUUCGGCAAUGCAAUCUAAUAAAAAUUUCUUAGAUCUGCAAUCGAAUAACUUAUAUGAUAUGAUUGUGGAAGAAUUGCAAAAUGAGAUUUAUUUGAAAAACACUACACUAGUUGAUAGUACUGAUGGUUCGAAUCCUGAUCGUCACUUCUUCUCAUGGCAGAGCUUGGUCCAAUCAACUAAUCCACAGCUUUCUUCUUUUAGAACAUUAGUUACUCUGUCUAAUAAUCUUGAACAGUACAUUUACAAUUCGGCAAAUUUAGAUAUUUUUGAAGUAUCCGAUGCUUUCAGUGAAACAGCUAUUAAUUUCGUUCAAUUCCAAUUACCUAAAAUUCAUAAUCAUUAUUCGAACACCGAUAAUGAAAUUGAUUACUCUAUCUUGCUUGAAGCAAACCUGAAUUCCAAUUCUGAAUCAUUUCAUUAUAUUUAUAGAUUAUUGAGUACAGCUCAUAAAUUGAAUAGACUUCAGUCAGUUUUGGCAGUUUUGUUAGGUACUCAUCAACAAGAAUUGCAUGGUUUAAUCAAUAGAACUACCGAAGAAUGCAAAUCAAAAAAUAUUGCUCAAUUGAAUAAGUUGUCUAAAAUUCAAAAUUUUGAAUAUUCAAUAACAACAGAUAUUAUAGGUGGUAAUACUUUUAACGAUGCUUCGGUUUCGAUCUUGAGUAACUUAUUCGGAUCCAUCUUCAUAAAAUGUUUAAUUGUUCUCCAAAAACAUAAAAUUGUUAGUAAUAUAGUUGAUAAAAUAGAAUCAUCACAAAGCUUACCUGGAGUAAGCGGGGCAAGAACAUCUUAUAUGAGAGAAACUGGUGUAUACUCUUUCAAAAGUAUAUGGGACAUCGUAAGAAAAGAAUUACAAUCAUUGAUGAUCAAUUAUAUUUACGAUAAUCAUGCUCCCGUAUUCAAUACUGUUGAGUCGUUAUCUAGUCAACAUAAUGACCUACAUGAGAUUUUAGCUAAAAAACAGGUUUUCAAAUUUGAAGAUGUAUCGAGUCAUUCAGUUAAAGCAACUGAGGAUAUGACAAAUGUUUUAAGUAAUAUGUUUCCUGGGUUUUCUAUAUCAGACUCUAAGAAUAAGGAGGGAUUAUCUGUUCUUGAGCUUGAUACACCCUAUAUCAAAAAUGAAACCUUUAAUGCAUUGGUAGAAGUACUUGUUCCUAAAAAUAUAUUCAACAUGAGAAUUAUUCUUGAAUUUUUCUUAAUAUUCACCGCAGGUUCACAAAGAUUGUUCUUGAAUUUUGCUGAUGAACCUCAGGAAGGUCAAGAAUUUGACCAAAGUUCACUCUUUUUCUUCAGAUCAUUUAUGAGAGAGUCCUUCUUGAGUAAGAUUGAUCAAACUUUAGAUCAGUCCUUUAAGGAAUUCGUAGAAGAUGAAGAUGCUGCUGGUGAUGGUUCCGUAGUGGUUCACACAAGACACACUCCUAGGGCAGGAGCAUUAUAUGGUGGUGGUUUAAAAUGUGAAUUAAUUCCACUUGAUUCAGCUAUUCAAGGUUCUAAUAAUAUUAUUAACAUUAAUUCGAGCAACCACUCUGCUGCAAAAAUUUACCGCAAUGCUUUAGAUUUCAAAAGGGUUUUCGUUAAUGCCUGUUCCACGUUAAAUACUUCAUUAACAUAUAGAGAAGAUAUAAGUUCGACAGUCUUAAAAUUUCUUAAAAAGUUUUCCAAUGCUUACAACAAUUUUUACAAAGAAUUAUUAUCUCAAGAAGAAUUAACUGUUUAUGAGCAGCCAACAUCCACUAAUGGUACUGGAAGCAGCUCUAAACCUCUUCUGAUGCUUCAGAAAUGGCUAGGUAAUACAGCACUUACUGAAAUGUCAUCAUUGAUUUUACAACAAAGAUCAAAUCCUGAUGACCUCGAUGCUUUGAUAAAUAAGGAAGUUGAGAUAAUGCUAUUUAAUACUGAAAGUAAAACAUCAAUUUUCAAUCUUUCUAAAGAUGAUUUCCUCGAUGAUGAUUCAUUCAAUCAAGUCUGCUACCUUUUUUUGACUACCUCCUGGAUUUUGAAAUGGCUUCCAUCCAUGAGAAAAGAGUCCAAUUAUGCUAUCUAUAAUGACAAUACUGAUACGGUUAGACUUUCAACUAUUGAUAAAUUGAAGCAUGACUGGUCUUUUUUGGAAAAUGGUAGAUCAAAUUAUACAGCUCUGGACGAAACGCAACACGUUUAUUUGGCGUUGAAUUCAGAUAAGAUAAAUGAAUUUCAGGAUAUAAUUGAGAACUUUAUGAUGAUCAGAGAUAAAACAUUGUUAGCAUUGAGGUAUGAUCUUAGAGUCAAGGCAGUAUAUUUCCUUGGUAAAUCUUUCAAAGAAACUGAUUGGCUCCCAACAACUGAACCUGGUGACUCUGAUCAAUGUAUUGGUCAAUAUAAUAAGGAGGUGUUCUCUGUUGAUAAUAGAUUGAAUAAUGUAUUGGAUGAUUUAGAAAGAGAAGGUGUUUUCGUUGGAUUGGCUAAUUUUAUUAAUAAAUUAUUGAUUCAAGGCUCUGAAAUUGUUAAAAAGAUUAAUAACAAUGGUAUUAAGAGAAUUGUGUUAAACAUUUUCACUUUGCAACAAAUGCUCAAGAGUAUAUUGAAUACCCCGGAAAGGAUCAACUUUACUAAAGCCUCAAGAUAUUUUGAAUUAUUCACCCUUAAAGAACAAAUUUUCAUUGGAGAAUUGAAGAAAAAUGAAUUACAAUUUAGCAGGGGAGAAUUUUUGAAUCUUGCAAGAUUGAUUUAUAGUGAAAAAUUAGCCGAUGGAAAUGGAAGUGCCUUCAAUAAGUCUAAGCAUAAGGAUUUGGUUGAGAAGAUCAACAGUACUUUCAAUUAA